Messenger RNA from Dunckerocampus dactyliophorus (ringed pipefish), 1783 nucleotides. It is a transcript of the gene rpia, whose product is annotated as ribose 5-phosphate isomerase A (ribose 5-phosphate epimerase). Lineage: Eukaryota; Metazoa; Chordata; Actinopteri; Syngnathiformes; Syngnathidae. The transcript is spliced from 9 exons. The coding region runs from base 133 to 990 and encodes 285 amino acids. Gene Ontology annotation, biological process: D-ribose metabolic process; pentose-phosphate shunt, non-oxidative branch. Gene Ontology annotation, molecular function: ribose-5-phosphate isomerase activity. Gene Ontology annotation, cellular component: intracellular membrane-bounded organelle. The record is from RefSeq and is a predicted model, not a curated record.
UUGUCUUGUUGUUCGUUGUAAACAGGCGUCUCCACUUCCUGUUUGCUCUCUUGCGCUUGCGCGGAGUUGAGUCAAAUGACACUCCACACUUCUUGCUUCCGGGUAGAGAAGGCGGGUUUUUUGUGAGUGUUAAUGGGCCGGGUCGUGAGGCUUCGGGGGUGGGUCGCCUUCUCUGAACUCCCGCCUGGAUUCCUGACAGCAUCCACACUGUUGUCGGCGGCCCUCAGAAGCCGGAACCACACAUUCACGUCGGCCCCGUGUGCUGCUGCUAGUGCUGUUAAUAUGGCGGAGGAGGCGAAGAAGCUAGCCGCAUACGCCGCGGUGGACAACCACGUCCAGAACAACCAGGUGGUGGGAGUGGGCAGUGGGUCCACCAUCGUCUAUGCAGUGGACAGACUAGCGGAGAGAGUGCGCCAGGAGAAACUGAACAUCGUGUGUGUUCCCACCUCCUUCCAGGCCCGUCAGCUGAUUCUGCAGCACGGUCUGGUGCUGUCUGAUCUGGACAGACACCCUGAGCUGGAUGUCGCCAUCGACGGAGCAGAUGAAGUAGAUGCAGAUCUGACGUUAAUUAAAGGUGGAGGUGGGUGCUUAACCCAGGAGAAGAUUGUAGCAGGCUGCGCCAAACAUUUCAUCGUCAUCGCAGAUUACAGGAAGGACUCCAAGGCUCUGGGCCAGCAGUGGAAGAAGGGUGUUCCCAUCGAGGUGGUCCCGAUGGCCUACGUCCCAGUCUCCAGGAAGAUCGUCCAACACUUUGGAGGGGAGGCCAACUUAAGAAUGGCUGUCAGUAAAGCUGGUCCCGUGGUGACAGACAACAGCAACUUCAUUGUAGACUGGAAGUUUGAGGGUGCUCAGAAGUGGAAGGAUAUAAACCGUGCCAUCAAGAUGAUUCCAGGGGUGGUGGAAACGGGACUCUUUGUGGGCAUGGCGGAGCGGGCCUACUUCGGCAUGGAGAAUGGAAGUGUGGAGAUGCGGGACGCUCCUGUGAACUGAGGAGUUUAGACUCAGCAUCUUCUUCUGAAGGACUUCUCCUUGGAAGUGCACACAUCUCAUGACGGCCUCUUGAUUCUACUUACAGUGCAAGUGUGUCUCAUUUGUUUUUUCCCCACUUGACGCUGUGUGGUCUCAUGGAAUGUUGGGAUUUAUUAUUGCCAGAAUGCGUGUAAAGCAGCACAAUACAUGCAAGACGUGCCUCGACAAUGUAGCUGCAGUUGUAUUAAGAAUGAAGCCAUGAAGAAAACAAACAAUAUCGGUGAUCAUGUUAUAUGUUGUGCUCAGGAGAAAUUAUGGAUGAAAACGGAUCCUGUUGUCUGUAAAACAAUCAUGUAGCCGAGAGUGAAGAUUGGAAUGAUUCACAGAAUGCGGUUGCGGUGUAGUUUUGGUUUCAUCAGUGCUUCCUUUAUUGCAACUCACUGAAUGUGUUUCCAACACAUUCCUCCCUCAACGAGUGCCUGUCAAGUCUACAUGCGUGUUUACAUUUUACACUUGUUUACACACUCAGCUGUGUGUCAUCAUGCUAUUUUCAAAGAUGCUCCUUCAUCACAUUGUCUUUUAGAUAUUUUGGAUGUUUUUGUGACUUCAUCUCACAUGGUCUCAUGACUGGGAUACUUUUAAGCGCUGUAAAGUCAUCCAGUGUGCGCAAGGUGCUCCAGAUAUACUGUAUGCCCCUAUUUGAUUCCAGUACAUAUUGGUAUUCUUACACCAAGUGUAUCAUGUUUUGUACCAGCAAUUGAGUUCAUUCCUUCUCUGACAGUGUGACUGUGAUUAAAUUUACUCUUGUAUUGUU